Molecule: messenger RNA, 639 nt
Organism: Peronospora belbahrii
Lineage: Eukaryota; Oomycota; Peronosporomycetes; Peronosporales; Peronosporaceae
Source: the annotation of a GenBank genome assembly
AUGACGGACGAGAACAAGAUGAAGAUAAAGGAGAAAGAGAUGGAAGACGUGGAACUUGUCUCAGGUAGCAUGAGUUUACCUUUAGGAAAGGAAAACACCUUGGAUGAACCCGUGUCUGUUACUAUCCUUCGUGAUUUGCGACUGGUUGGAAGUAAAUUACGUGUUGUCCUUAUGCCUAGUAACACGUCGGAGGAGACGCUUAAGGCACUACGUGACUGGGAUCUUUGGGGACCAUUGCUGCUGUGUCUAACGCUCUCCAUAAUAUUGAGUGUGACAGCACCUGCGGCACAAUCAGCAAUGGUGUUUACUGGAGUGUUUGUGGUGAUUUGGGUAGGUGCUACUAUUGUCACUAUCAAUGCGCAACUUUUAGGUAGCUCCAUAUCUUUCUUCCAAAGCGUAUGUGUACUGGGUUAUUGCGUGUUCCCGCUGAAUAUUGCCACGCUAGUGUGUAUGUUGGCGAAAAUGGUGGUCUCACACGUUUUGCUGCGUAUCGUGAUUGUCGGUGUUGGUUUUCUAUGGUCUACACGAGCGUCAGUUGUGUUCAUGUCGAAGCUGGUACCACCUAAGCGAAAGGCGCUUACAGUGUACCCAGUUUUGCUCUUUUACAUGUUUCUCAGCUGGAUGGUCCUUAUUCAAUGA